Molecule: messenger RNA, 270 nt
Organism: Loa loa (African eye worm)
Lineage: Eukaryota; Metazoa; Nematoda; Chromadorea; Rhabditida; Onchocercidae
Exons: 1
Coding region: 1-270 (89 amino acids)
Source: RefSeq, a predicted model, not a curated record
AUGAAAAUUUCCUGUCGGAUUACCGAAAUUAAGGCUACGUCCGAACGAAAUCCCGAGAUAGUUCGGUUUUUACCACCGGGCAGACGACCAUACGGGGCAAAGGCAAAUAUGACAAACAUUUUCAAACGCACAAUAAACUAUUUCGCUAUCAAUGCAAACAUCCCGGUUGCGGAAAUGAAUUUUAUCGAUCAUCGUCACUGUCCGCACACAAGAAAUCCUGUCAGCACAAACCUCAGAAUGAAAACUUCCUCAGUUCCAAGAAAUCACUGA